Molecule: messenger RNA, 2394 nt
Organism: Xylona heveae TC161
Lineage: Eukaryota; Fungi; Ascomycota; Xylonomycetes; Xylonales; Xylonaceae
Product: NUC189-domain-containing protein
Exons: 2
Coding region: 1-2394 (797 amino acids)
Biological process (GO): maturation of SSU-rRNA from tricistronic rRNA transcript (SSU-rRNA, 5.8S rRNA, LSU-rRNA)
Cellular component (GO): nucleolus
Molecular function (GO): protein binding
Source: RefSeq, a predicted model, not a curated record
AUGGUGACCAAAAAGUUUUCCGGCCGACCAUCCACCCAAGCCUCGGCGGCAUCGCCCGCUGUUGCAUCUUCUGUGCAGUCGUCGAACAAUUCUGCCAUUCUGCGCUCUGCUUUCGCGCCGUCGUCUUUCCAGCUGGCUCUCUUUGCCUCUGUUAUCCAGGGCUUAGACUCACAGCAUCUUCGCAUUCAUGACACCUUGACUGGUCGUCUGCGCUGCGAACAUGUACUUCCUUCCAACACCACGGUAAAUUCUCUGGACUGGGGCUUCCUUGGCGGCAAUGAUGCCGACAAUCAAACUCCUAAGAAGAAGAGAAAGCGGGAAACAAUGGCCAAUGGCGCUGUCACUGGUGACGCAGCGGGCGUUGUCGUUGCAUUUGGUACUAGCGACUCAAACAUCUGCUUCUUUUCUGCUGCAGAGGGAAAGAUUAUCGGGAAACUUCCUGUUGUCCACUCACAGGGUAUCCGAGACUUCAAAUUCACGAAUAGACGAGAGGCCGCGGAAGCUUGGAGCUUAGGUGGAGAAGGAAAGCUCGUGCAAUGGGAUCUUCGCAAGAGACAGGCUCUCAACACCUUUACCCUCCCGACGAAUGCAGCAAUUACCCUUGCUCGACCUGUUCCGACAAAUCCUUCAGUCAUCUGUGCUUCGCACACGGCCUACGUGAUCAACCCGGAUACCGUAGGAACCGAAGAACAGCCUACCUUUACUGGAUCUACGAACCCUAUCCAUUCAUUAAUUACAUCGCUUCCCUCAGCUUCACAUCUACCAAAAGCAUUUUUGGCGGCAGCAGAAUCUGAUCGAUUCAUGAAUGUUUUCGACAGAGAAUCGCAGAAGCUUGUGGGAUCGUUAGUAUCAGAUAGUGACGUACAGACUGUGGCUCUCUUCUCUGAGGAGGCGGACGACAACGAUGAAGAUACGUCUGGGAAAUCAAACGAGCAGGUUCUCGCCGCGGUGACCAGAGAUGGUCUUGUGGAAAUCUUCCCCCAACCGUUUGAUAAUUUCCAAAACUCCCAAUCAACCAGUCUUAAAUCGAAGCGACGACAAAUGACCAGAAAGGCGGAGGCUUCCCUGAAAAUCACAAGGCCGGACAAAUCAGCUACGCCUGUCCCAGCUGUGAAUGCCUCCUUUGAGGCAAAUAGUUUGGUCGUUGCUUGGGUUGACGGCAGCAUCAAUCUUGUCUUUGAGCGUAUUCCCUGGCGGGAUGAAAAUUCCGGUGCUCUUCUUCUCAAGGGCCAGAAGGAGAUCAUCAGGGGGAAGAGCACCACGGUUGGUGCUACCGUCAUGAAUGGCGCCAAGGAUAUGGGAAAAAGUAAAGUCGACGAGUCGCGAACCGUUGUUGUCGAAAGAGGUCACGGUGCAGAGGAUGAACAGAAAGAACUCGCAGAGCUCUCUAGCGGCGAGGAUGAGGAGAGCGAGGCUGAAAGUGCUGGUGCAAGCGAAACUGCACAAGCCGACGUUGAAAUGAAGGAUGGUGACUCCGACGAAGAAGAGGAAGGAGAUGAGGCCGCGGAACCGUCAUUUGGAGAUUUGAUUCGCGCGAGCGGAUCCGACAUGGUUGACGUAGAGCACGCUCUGGAUGAUGGGAAGGUCACAUCCCGCUCUUUGGUUCCAUCUCAAAGGAAAUUGCAACCUCCGUCUGGUACCUCCUUGGGGACCAUUUUGACGCAGUCUCUCAAGACCAACGACGUUGCGCUCCUCGAAUCAUGCUUCCACACCACAGAGUUCAAUACCAUUCGCUCCACGAUUGAGAGAUUGGACUCAGCCCUCGCUGCAUCGCUCCUCCAAAAGCUUGCUGAGCGCUUGCAUAAUCGGCCUGGUCGGGCUGGAAGUCUUAUGGUCUGGGUUCAGUGGACCCUGAUCUCUCAUGGUGGUUAUCUUGCCGGCCAGCCGGAGCUGAUGAAGAAGCUUGGCGCUCUUAACCGGGUCAUCAAAGAGCGUGCGAGCGGUCUCCAGCCCCUCCUUACACUCAAGGGGAAAUUGGACAUGCUUGAAGCGCAAAUGCAGCUUCGGAAGAGCAUGCAAGCGUCUAUUCGACCUGCCGAGGCCGAAGAUGAAGACGAAGAGGAGAAUGUCAUAUAUGUCGAAGGCGAAGAAGAUGAGGAUAGCGAAGGCGGCGCUGAUGAGGCUGACGACAUGGACGAGGAUUUCAGCGGCAGCGAGGACAAUGAUGAGGAUAUGCCAACCACCGUCAAUGGCGUCGACGAAGACGAUGAGAGCGGAGAUGAUGAAGAGGACGAGGGCUUUAUCGACGAUGAGGCCGAGGAAACAGAUGCUGAUACGGGCGAGGAGCUCUCCGAGGAUGAAGUUGAUCAUGAUGAUGUUGAUUCGGACGAGGAGGAGAGCGACGUUGGCGCUCCUACUCCCAAGCGUCCUGCUGGCGCGUCCCGUAGAAGAUGA